Molecule: messenger RNA, 594 nt
Organism: Aspergillus chevalieri
Lineage: Eukaryota; Fungi; Ascomycota; Eurotiomycetes; Eurotiales; Aspergillaceae
Exons: 1
Coding region: 1-594 (197 amino acids)
Source: RefSeq, a predicted model, not a curated record
AUGCUAGACGGCUACCCCAACCCCUCAACCCCCAUCCAAACAAUCGGCCUCCGCGAAAUCUGCCAAGUAAACAAUCAUCACUUCCGCCGUCUCCGAGGCACAGAAACCUGGAUCGAAUACACUCCUCCCACCAGCUCCUCCACUGAUCCUCCCACUAGCAGUACCACAAGAAGAGACAACUCCGGGGACCAAAGCACAAGCCCAAUCUACCUCUCCCUCUCCCUCGAGUCCCAAUCCCCCUCCGAACCAAACCACUGGUCCCUCUUCCUCGCCCGCGAAAACGCCCCAGGAAAACUAUACCAAGUCACCGGCGACGCCGAGAGCAUGACCUACGAGCCCUCGAUCCAGGAUGUGGAUAUCACACGGGCAGAGAGCUUCUAUACUUUGUACCAGUUGGCGGAGAUUUCGGAUGAACAGGUGAGGAUUGUGGAGGAGAUUGCGGAAGGGGAGAUGCCGCCGAAAGCGGAGAAUCGGGCAUCUGUGAGGGAGAAUUGUCAGGGAUGGUGUGUUAGGGUGCUGGGGAGGUUGGUGGGGAGGGGGAUUGUGGGAAGGGAGAAGGUAGAGAUGGUUAGGGGGUUGAUGGAACCGGUUUAA